UUUUCACUGAUGCCAUUUUCGUGGCGUUGUGAUGCGAUCUCUGGCCCUCCGUCCACAAUAAUAACAUCACUUCAGAGUUAGUUUACCUGCGGGCCACACGGAGUGUUUGUACGACACAUUCUGUUGUAUUGUGAUAUUGGUGUGUUGCCCCACAAGCCUCCAACAUGGCGCAGUACAAAGGUGCCGCUAGCGAGGCUGGAAGAGCCAUGCAGCUGAUGAAAAAGCGUGAGCAGCAGCGAGAACAACUAGAACAGCUCAAACAGAAAAUCGCCGAGGACAACAUGGUGAAGUCCAACAUCGACAAGAAGUUCUCAGCCCACUACGAUGCCGUAGAGGCCGAACUGAAGUCCAGCACCGUGGGUCUGGUCACCCUGAACGACAUGAAGGCCAAGCAGGAAGCCCUGGUGAAGGAGAGGGAGAAACAGCUGGCGAAGAAGGAGCAGUCUAAAGAGCUGCAGCUGAAGCUUGAGAAGCAGAAGGAGAGGAAGAGGAAGGAGGAGCAGAAGAGGAAGAUUGCCAGUUUAUCCUUCAAUCCUGAUGAGGAGGAAGAUGAUAAUGAAGACGCAGAGGAGGAGGAGGAGGAAGAGGAGGAGGAGGAAGAGGAAGAGGAGUUCUAUUUCCCAGUAAAGAAGAGGAAGUUGGGGAAGAACCCAGAUGUGGACACCAGCUUCCUGCCUGACCGGGACCGAGAGGAGGAAGAGAACCGGCUGAGAGAGGAGCUGAGGCAGGAGUGGGAGAGGAAGCAGGAGAAGAUCAAAGGUGAGGAGAUUGAGAUCACGUUCAGCUACUGGGAUGGAUCUGGACAUCGGAAGACAGUCAAGAUGAAGAAAGGCAACACCAUCCAACAGUUCCUGCAGAAAGCUCUGGAAGUUCUUAGGAAGGACUUCAGUGAACUCAGGGCAGCUGGUGUUGAGCAGCUGAUGUACAUCAAAGAGGAUUUGAUCAUUCCUCAUCACCACAGCUUCUAUGACUUCAUCGUAACUAAAGCCAGAGGCAAAUCAGGUCCUCUCUUCAGCUUUGACGUCCACGAUGACAUACGCCUGGUGAACGACGCCACUGUGGAGAAAGAUGAGUCUCACGCAGGCAAGGUGGUUCUGAGGAGCUGGUACGAGAAGAACAAGCACAUCUUCCCUGCCAGUCGCUGGGAGCCGUAUGACCCCGAGAAGAAAUGGGACAAGUACACGAUUCGGUGAAACGUCCGCAGUGGUCUGGGCCUCUGCUGUCUGGGCCUGUGCUUGUUUCUCUGAUUUAGUGUCCUGUUUACUUUGUAAUUAAUAAACUAUUCACUCACAA
This is a messenger RNA of Osmerus eperlanus (European smelt), 1293 nucleotides long. RefSeq names its product family with sequence similarity 50 member A (gene fam50a). The coding region runs from base 165 to 1193 and encodes 342 amino acids. The transcript is spliced from 13 exons. Gene Ontology annotation, cellular component: nucleus. Lineage: Eukaryota; Metazoa; Chordata; Actinopteri; Osmeriformes; Osmeridae. The record is from RefSeq and is a predicted model, not a curated record. Gene Ontology annotation, biological process: chromatin organization.